AUGUUCUUGCCAAAAGCCCCGAUUUCGUCGGCAUCCUUGCGUAAUCCUCGAAGACGCCAACGUACAAGCUCUGAUGAACCUGUUAACCCUCCAAAAGCCAAAAGACAACGGUCCAGUUUGCGCCAUGGUAGUUCAGAUAUUCCUUUAGAGGACCAAAACGAGCUAAACGAGCAUGGGAGUUGUUCAACAACUCUUGCUUCGCAAGACCUUGAAACCGCAGACAAUGCUACUUUUCAAGAGAGCAUUCCAAUCAGAGGUCCAAAGAAGCUAGAGAAGCGAGGCGAAGCUGAUGGGACCAUUGUCCUCUCUAAAACCGACGUUUACAAUGUUUUGCAAUUACCGGCUCUACCAGAUCAGAUCCGCGGACUACAAUCAGGCGAGUCUGGCUUAUCUCUCCACAACUCACACUGUUAA
Aspergillus bombycis is the source of this 414-nucleotide messenger RNA. RefSeq lists its product as uncharacterized. The transcript has 2 exons. NCBI's taxonomy places the organism in Eukaryota, Fungi, Ascomycota, Eurotiomycetes, Eurotiales, Aspergillaceae. The record is from RefSeq and is a predicted model, not a curated record. Bases 1 to 414 code for a protein of 137 amino acids.